UCCAAGCAAGCAUGAGGCUCCCAAACUUGGGGCUUGGCAAAGGGGCUCCAAAGGGAAGGGAGCUGCAGCUCUCUUAGUCCAAGGUGGAGGGGGGUUGUUGUUGUUUUGUGUGUGUUUUGGGGGGGGGAUCCAAAAGCCUGUCCCCCAAAAAGGGGGUUGAAAUCAAAAGAUCCCUUUAUACCCCCCUUCCCUCCAGUCCUUGGACUCUUUCCCUUUUGCAUUUUGCAGACAGAGGCGGAUGGCAAAGGUGGCUCCUCCUGGAUUGUGCUCCAAGGCAAAGAGGCAGACCCACAACACACACAGCACACAAUCGCGCUGGAUCUCGCUGGCUGGAUUUGCUACAGAUUGGUUGAUUUAUUUUUUUGGCUCAGAAAAACAUCUAUAGAUCUAUUGACACACAGCUCUGUCUUUUAUUUACACACACCUCCAGCUGUUUCUGCACCCAUCUGUAAAUAUUGACACACACAAGAGAGAGAUACAGUUGCAGGCACCAGCUCGAUCUGCACCCAGAUCUGGACCUUUUUUUCCUUCGGGGGUUUGGAGCAGGACUGCCAUCGAAGGACAAGGCACCCCCAUAUAUAUAUAUAUAUAUAUAUAUAUAUAUAAUAAGGAUUAAAAGUGGGAGGGGGGGAAGAAGAUCAACGAUGAGGAGCCCAUCCAGCCACUUGGGAUCAAGGCACAGCAUGAAGCAAGCAACACAUUCAUAAUGAAAAGAAACUCUAGGACUCUAUAAUACCUCGCCUAACAGAUUCCAAGGAUUUAAAAGAAAGAAAACGAGACCUUCUGGAUUCCUUUUACAAUGUCUGGAUCUACUCAACCCGUGGCCCAGAGCUGGCGAGGAAGCGAACCCCGGUAUCCUCCGCAUGCUAUGUCCUACCCAAUGACAAUAAGUCAGUCGCAUAUGGAUGUGGGGCUCUUAGAAUACCAGCACCAUCCCAGGGACUACCCUUCCCACCUGCCCUCUGGGUCUGUCUUGCAGCCGCAACGGAGAAGACCAUCCUUGCUAUCGGAGUUUCAGCCGGGGAAUGAAAGGUCGCAGGAGUUACUCAGCCGAGCCUCACCUCAUUCUUACCUCCCUGACCUGAGCAAACAGUCGGAUAUUGAGUUCAUCGAGACAAAACGGCCCCGGCUAGAGCUGCUGCAAGAGCCGCUGCUGCGACACUCACCCCUGAUCAACCAGAGCCAGCAAGGAGAGACAGAUGAUCUCUCUAAGGAGCGAGGCAUAUCCGGAAAACUGGAACCAGUUUCUCCAGUCAGUCCUGCCCACCCUGAGUCUGAGCUGGACCUGUUACCAUCCAGGCUCUCGAAGGAGGAACUGAUCCAGAACAUGGACCGGGUCGAUCGGGAAAUCACCAUGGUUGAGCAGCAAAUUUCCAAGCUGAGGAAGAAACAGCAACAGCUUGAGGAGGAAGCAGCAAAACCGCUGGAGCCUGAGAAGCCGAUAUCGCCUCCGCCAAUUGAGUCCAAGCACCGCAGCCUAGUCCAGAUCAUCUAUGAUGAGAAUCGGAAAAAAGCAGAAGCUGCCCACAGAAUACUGGAAGGCCUUGGACCUCAGGUGGAGUUGCCGCUGUACAACCAGCCUUCAGACACAAGACAGUACCAUGAGAACAUUAAAAUAAAUCAGGCAAUGCGGAAGAAGCUGAUAUUGUACUUCAAGAGAAGAAAUCAUGCCCGUAAGCAGUGGGAACAGAAAUUCUGCCAGCGCUAUGACCAACUGAUGGAAGCCUGGGAAAAGAAAGUGGAGCGCAUUGAAAACAAUCCUCGACGCCGAGCCAAGGAGAGCAAAGUACGUGAAUAUUAUGAGAAGCAGUUUCCAGAGAUCCGGAAACAGAGGGAACUCCAGGAGCGCAUGCAGAGCAGGGUAGGACAGAGGGGCAGUGGCCUCUCCAUGUCGGCGGCACGAAGUGAACACGAGGUGUCAGAAAUUAUUGAUGGGCUCUCGGAACAAGAGAACCUAGAGAAACAGAUGCGUCAGCUGGCUGUCAUCCCGCCCAUGUUGUAUGAUGCGGAGCAGCAGCGCAUCAAGUUCAUCAACAUGAAUGGCCUCAUGGAUGACCCCAUGAAGGUCUACAAGGACCGGCAGGUGAUGAACAUGUGGAGUGAACAGGAGAAAGAGACUUUCCGCGAAAAAUUCAUGCAGCAUCCAAAGAAUUUUGGCCUGAUUGCUUCCUUUCUGGACAGGAAAACGGUGGCCGAUUGUGUCCUGUACUAUUAUUUGACCAAGAAGAAUGAGAACUACAAGAACCUGGUGAGAAGGAAUUACCGGAGACGUGGAAAGAAUCAGCAGCAACAACAGAUGCCCCGUAGCAGCCAAGACGAAAAAGAUGAAAAAGAAAAAGAAAAAGACAUGGAGAAGGAAGAAGAAAAGCCAGAAGCUGAAAAUGACAAAGAGGAACUGACAAAGGAGAAGAAUGAAGAUACAUCUGGUGAAGACAACGAUGAAAAAGAAGCCGUUGCUUCCAAAGGGCGCAAAACUGCCAACAGCCAGGGCCGACGCAAAGGCCGCAUCACCCGCUCAAUGGCUAGUGAGGCGAACAGCGAGGAAGUGGCUGCUCCCCAGCAGAACUCGGAGUUGGCCUCUCUGGAGAUGAAUGAAAGUUCCCGCUGGACAGAGGAAGAAAUGGAAACAGCCAAAAAAGGUCUCCUUGAACAUGGACGCAACUGGUCAGCCAUUGCCAGGAUGGUGGGCUCCAAGAGUGUCUCGCAGUGUAAAAAUUUCUACUUCAACUACAAGAAGAGACAGAACCUGGAUGAAAUCCUACAGCAACACAAACUGAAAAUGGAGAAAGAAAGGAAUGCUCGGAGAAAGAAGAAAAAAGCCCCUGCGGCCCAAAACGAAGAAGCGGCCUUUCCUCCGGCAACGGAAGACGAGGAGAUGGGGCAAGACGGGUCAGGCACCAGCGGCAAUGAAGAAGAGAUGGCCGAGGAGGCAGAAGUUACCGUAAAUAACAGUUCAGACACAGAGAGCCUUCCUUCUCCUAGACCUGAAGCCAAAGAAAACACAGAGACCGAGCCCAAACCCAUCCUGGAAGCCAGGGACAAUGGAGAAGAGCUGGGUAUCAAAACGGAGGAAGCCCCUGGUCUCCCAGAAGCAAAUUCUGUAGCCUCCACCAUGCAGUCACCCGAGGAAGCAACCACUGAACCAACUGGGAGUGAAGAGAAGCCACAGGAGGAACCAUCAGGCGAUGUGUUGAAAAGUGAGGAGACAGAGGAGAAGCCCAAGAGUCCAGAGCCUGACAAGGAUGACAUCAAAAUGGAGGAUGCAGGGGAUUGUCAAGAAAAGGACACGGACAACAAGAAGAAAAGCGAGACCACCUGUAGCCUAUCAGGCACUGAGCGGGCGGUCAAGUCUGAGAAGAAGGAGACCCACAAAACUGGGAAAACGGGAGGCGCCAACCCUGACAGCGAUUCCAGUGCCACAUGCAGUGCUGAUGAGCUGGACGAACAGGAUGCUGGCGACAAAAACAAGUUGCUGUCUCCACGGCCCAGCCUCCUCAAUGCGACCAACGAUUCUUCACCCCAAAAGCCACUUGACUUGAAACAGUUGAAGCAAAGAGCUGCUGCCAUCCCACCCAUUAUUUCAGAAGGAUUGUUGGAGGGAGUGUUGCAAAGUGGAAGUGCAAAGCCCCAGGUGCCCCACCAUGCGUUGGCUCUUUACAAGCAGCAAAUCACAAUCGCCCAUGAGUUGGCCCUGGAGGAGUCGGCCCAGAGCAAACAACCCCAGCAACAGCCGGCUGAAAAGGAGCCCCCGCUAAGCAGCAGCCCCAGUGUCCAGAACAGAAGCCCUACUGCUGUCGAUAAAGUUGAAAAACCAGUCCAUUUCACCUCCCUUCCAGAGGGACAGAAGCUUGAUGCUGAGCCUGUCAUGACUACCUGCUGGCCUCCUUACCAAGGAUCAUCGAGGGAUGUGAUCCGAAGCUCUCCCCACACUGACCCCCAUGUGUUUCAGUACAACCCAUCAGGUCACCCAGUCUCCUUAAAUGUACAUGAAAAUUCUCGCCCUGGUCUCCAAAGAUUGUCAACCAUCUCUAAUCCUCCUCCUCUCAUCUCCACCAAACAUCCCUCUGUUCUUGAAAGGCCCCUUGGCUCUAUUUCGCAGGGGGUGCCUCUUCAGCUUCAAACACCAUCCAGCUCUGAGCAUGCAAAAGUCCCCAUCGGCUCUAUCGCCAUGGGUUUGCCCUUGACGGUGGACCCCAAGAAGUUGGUACCUUUCCCUGGAGUGAAACAGGAACAGCUCUCUCCUCGGAGUCAGGCUGGUCAACCAGAAGGCUUGGUUGUGCAGACAUCUCAAGAGAACUCUGUUCUUCGGGGUACAUCCUUGGGCUCUAUGUCAGGAGGAAGCAUCACAAAAGGCAUCCCCAGCACAAGGCCACCGUCAGACUCUCCCAUCACGUAUCGAGGCUCCAUCACGCAUGGCACCCCAGCCGAAGUGCUGUAUAAAGGAACCAUUACCAGGAUAAUUGGAGAAGACAGCCCCAGCAGAGGAGAGAAAGUGAGAGAAGAUGCCUUGCCCAAGGGACAUGUCAUUUACGAGGGGAAGAAGGGACAUGUCCUGACCUACGAUGGUGGCCUUGCUGCCGUACAGUGUCCCAAAGAGAACAACAGAAACAUCGGAGCCUCACAUGAGAGCAGUGGCACAAAGCGGACCUAUGACAUGAUGGAAGGAAGGGCCCCACGUUGUUCACCUGGUGGCAUAGAAGGUCUCAUGGGCCGAACCAUCCCACAAGACAGACACAGUCCCCUCAACCUAAAAGAACCACAUCACAUCCGGGGCUCUAUCACCCAAGGUAUACCUCGAUCCUAUGUGGAGGCCCCUGAGGACUACCUCAGAAGAGAAGCCAAACAACUCAAGAGGGAAAGCACACCGCCAAGGGACUUAGCCGAUGCCUACAAGGUCAGGACUCACGAGAGCCUCACCCCUUUGAAAAUGAAAGCGGUGCAUGAAGGCCUCAUUGCCACUGUGAAAGAAGCAGGAAGAUCAAUCCAUGAGAUCCCCAGGGAGGAGCUGAGGCGCACACCUGAUGUCCCUCUAAUGACAAGGCCUGUAAAGGAAGGGUCUAUUACCCAGGGUACCCCACUGAAGUAUGACAACACCCCUUCAGCAAGUGCCAAAAAACAUGAUGUGCGGUCUAUUAUUGGAAGCCCAGGGAGGCCCUUUCAUCCUGUCCAUGCUAUGGAUGUCAUGCAGGACCCAAGGACUCUAGAAAGAGCUUAUGACGAGAGUUUGAAAAACAGGUCCAGUGUCGUGGCAAACUCGGGGGGCUUAAUCACAAGGGGAGCCCCUGUUAUUGUGCCAGAGCCGGGAAAGCCUCGCCACAGCCCCCUCGCAUAUGAAGACCACCAGUCAGCCCAUGGGACAGCUUUUGGCAGCCACUUGCACCGAGGGUCCCCAGUCUCCACACGGGAGACAACCCCAAGGCAGCAUGAAGGAAGCAUCUCUGCUGGAAAGCCUGUGUCCCAGGACAGAAAGAUCACCCCAACACCAAGAGAAAUUGCCAGCUCCAAGUCACCUCAUGCUACUCUUGCAGACCACCAUCACCCCAUGUCUCCCUAUGAGCACUUGCUCCGAGGAGUGAGUGGCGUGGACCUUUACAGGGGACAUAUUCCAUUACCCUUCGACCCUGCUGCUAUCCCCAGGGGAAUCCCCCUGGAAGCAGCAGCUGCAUAUUACCUGCCGAGGCACCUGGCUCCUAGCCCAACGUACCCUCAUCUUUACCCGCCAUACCUCAUCCGUGGCUACCCAGACACUGCCGCCAUGGAGAACAGGCAGACCAUCAUCAAUGACUACAUUACCUCCCAACAAAUGCACCACAAUGCUGCAGCCGCCACUGCCAUGGCACAGAGGGCUGACUUGCUGCGUGGUCUGUCUCCACGAGAGCCUUCCUUAGCCCUCAACUAUGCCGCAGCAGGAAUAAUCGACCUGUCUCAAGUGCCACACCUGCCUGUGCUUGUGCCCCCUAACCCUGGCACCUCUGCCCCCUCCAUGGAUCGGAUCGCAUACAUCCACAGCGCACCCCAGCCUUUUAGCAGUCGACACAGCAGCUCGCCACUCUCCCCAGGAGCCUCCAGUCACUUGACCAAGCAGAUAGGAUCUUCAGUUUGUGAACGGGAGCAAGAACGGGACCGUGAAAGGGAGCGUGAAAAGGAACGCAAGAAGUCGGUCUUAGCGGCCACAACCAAUGUGGAACACGCCCCCAUAUGGAGACCAGGUACAGACCAGGGUAGCGGCCGUUCAUCGGCACACUCUCACAGCCAGAAGCACUCCCCUGUCUCCCCGCGCACCCAAGAGAACAUCCAACAGCGUCCUAGUGUGCUGCACAAUACAAACAUGAAGAUGAUGUCCUCGGAGUGCCUUACCCCUUCAGUUCUACGGUCCUCUUCUUCCUCCUCUUCUUCCUCCACCACCACUACCACCACCACAUCACCAGUUCGCUCCUCAGUCUACUCCUCAACAUCGUCAUUGCGCAGCUCCGUAAGUGGCAUGGAUAUCUACCCAUCUGUGAUGGAUACCACCCACAUACAGAAGGAGGCCUCCAGGGCCCAAGAUGCCAAAACAGAACGGCCUCAGACUGACAGCAGCCUGUUCACCUCAAAGGUGUCCGCUGGGGCAGGCCUAGCAAAGUCACCUUCGCCCAUUAAAGCCAUGGAACCGCGGCCUUUGCCCAUCUCUGGGCCAGGCUCGACCCACCCGUAUAGCAGAGGACAGGGGAAAAACCAGCCUCAGCAUCAUGCGCCCCUGGACCAGUCGCUGGACACAGUUUCGGCCAGUGAGCAGCCCAGUAGAGAAAAGAGUAAAACCUUUUCAGUACAGGAACAGGAGCUCCGAGCACUCGGUAAGACCACCAUGACAGCGGCCAGCUUCAUAGAUGUGAUUAUCAUGCGUCAAAUUUCUUGCGAUAAGGGGAAGCGAGAGAGAAGCUCGCUAAAUAACGACGCCAAUAGUGAUGGUUUCCAUGGAGGCUACAGCUCUGACGGCAUUGAGGCAGUAAGUCCUGUGAGUUCCCCCAGUAUGCUGCAUGAGAAAGGGACAAAGCUUUCCCAGGAUCCUGAGAAAGGACGUGGAAGAGAACAUGAGUUACGCUCAAAACAGUCAGGUUCACUCAAGCCUUCUGCAACAGAAAUGCCACACAUGCAGCAACUCCACCAGCUCUCAGAGGGCCAGCAGUCACCGUCAGGCCUCCCAUUCCAGGGAUCACAGAACACCAAAGGCCACCAGCGGGUUGUCACCCUAGCUCAGCAUAUUAAUGAGGUUAUCACCCAGGAUUAUACACGUCGCCAUCCCCAGCAGCUUAACUCCCACAUCCAGACCCCAGUAUACUCCUAUGCUGGGUCUCCUUGUCCUGUGCUGGAUCUCCGCCGAACUCCUACUGAAACCUACAUCCAGCAGCAGCAGCAAAUACAGCAUAUCCCUGCUUCAAGAAUUUCCCCAGAAAGUGAAGGAAAUAAAAGGUCUCCUGAGCAAAUUAAAGUGCCUGCUUCUGAAAACUGCAUAGAACCCAUCUCUCCACCCGAUGGAAUGGGAGAAUCCGAUCAUAUGCGGAAUGCCACAUAUCCCAUCCUGUACCGUGAAGGGGAACAGCUGGACCAGAGAAUGGGCUCCAAAUCUCCAGGAAACAAUGUACAGCCACCAGCAUUUUUCAGCAAACUCACGGAGAGCAAUUCGGCUAUGGUGAAAUCCAAGAAGCAAGAGAUCAUCAAGAAACUCAGUACAAACAACAGGAGUGAGGCAGAAUACAAUGUUGGACAACCUGGAACAGAAAUUUUCAACAUGCCGGCUAUUACUGGAACAGGGUUAAUCAGUUGUAGGAGCCAGUCGGUCCAAGAAAAUUCCAGUACCAACAUGGGGUUGGAGGCAAUUAUUAGGAAAGCCCUAAUGGGUAAAUAUGACGAGCAGUGGGACGAGCGCUCUUCUCUCAGUGCCAAUGCUUUUAACCCUCUGAAUGCCAGUGCAAGCUUGCCUGCUGCUCUGCCUGUAACCACUGCUGACGGACGGAUUGACGACCUGCGUUCCUCCUUGCCAGGAGGAGGAAAGCCAAAGAUUGCUGCCAGAGCCAACAGUCGCAAGGCCAAGUCUCCAGGACCAGGUCUGUCCUCCACAGAGAGGCCACCAUCAGUUUCAUCUGUUCACUCAGAGGGAGACUGUAACCGGAGGACACCUCUUACCAACCGUGUCUGGGAUGACAGGCCAUCAUCUGCAGGUUCAACGCCAUUUCCAUACAAUCCGCUAACCAUGAGGCUCCCGACAAGUAUAGUGACUGCUCCGCCGUCAUCGGCCGCCAUUCCACAGGGCAAUUCGAACAGCCAGCACCACGGAUGGGAAGAAGAGCCCAAACCGCUGCUCGUCUCCCAGUAUGAGACUCUGUCGGACAGUGAAUGAAAAGGGAGAGGAACUGAGAAGAGGGGAAAGUGAUAACAACGAACAGAUCGAUCUGGUGGCUAUGGGGCUAGCUAGGGCAUAAAGACUCUGGCUAUCUGGUAUGAGCCGUGGCUGGCCUACAUCAGGCACAUGAGCAGCACUAUUCCAGUCCGCUGAUAUAUAUUUUUUGUCACAUCUGGGAGUGGGAAUUGACAAUCUCUUCAGCUUAAAGGCCUUAAAAACUACAACAAGCAAACGGAACCCGACCCGAUUCUCUCUGCCAUUUUGGUGCUGAUAUCAUUGCGGAGCUGUUGUGGCGAGGAACGAAACCCACGCAUACGAAGGAGGGCAGAGGAGGGAAGCCUGGAAGGUUCACCAAGGGACCGGACCUAGUCACCGAAUCUCAGUUAUUAAUUCUCAGGGGAUUCCAUCUGCUGCACCAGUUCUGUCCUUCUGCAGAGAGAAGGCGAGAGGAAGCGCAUUGGACGGAGACGGUGUGUUUGGUUGGAAAGCCCCGACGUGCGCUUCUUGAGCGUUUCCACCUCUGUAGCACAUUAUUUCUUAUGUGCACUGUCGUGGCCUGUUUAUCCAGUACUUGAAAUAGGAUCAAUUUAACUGCCCCUCCUUUACUUGUGUUUUAUCAUCACAAGGGGCUGCACCAGUGGAAUUACAUAUUAGUUGUGUAAGGAAGCAAAUACAAAUAGCCUGGAAGAACGGUUUGGUUCCUUCCAUGCCUCACAGUUACUUAUGGUUGUUCUCUUCCCAAUGUGUCUUGAUAGAAAUGUAAGGGAAAUCGCUUGACCAGCUGAACUUUUCAACAAACAAGGAGGCAGGUGGUGAUGCUUUGGAGGUAGAGCUAGGCUGUGGGCUUGGAAGAUGAACAGGCAACAAAAAAAGAUUUCUUUUGAAGAAAAGAAUGCUGAGUUUGACUAGUCGUUGAAAUUUUGCAGUCUCCUCUCUAUACGUAGCGCGUUGGCUACAAAUAGAGAGGCAAGCAAGUGAGGGAGAUGGCUGUUUGGAGUACAUUGUUUUGUAAAACAGUGCUGUGUAUAUGGUCUACAGGGUAUAUUUUUGAUACCUUUGGCAAACGACGCCAGAUACUUUUGCGCAAGGAAGGACUUUAAAACAGUAUUAUAUGCUGCUUUUCAGUCUCCGCACCUGUACAAAGAGGAUUUUUAUGUUGCGUGCAAGCUUUUGACCGCUUAUCCAUUGUAUGGAAUUGCCGAGAGGUAACAGUGUUCCAACAAAAUGGUUCUGUAGUUCAGUAGAAUAUAUUAACUUAGGGUGUGUGUGUGUGUGUGUGUGUGUGUGUGUGUGUAUGCGCCCAUUCAUUCGUUCACUCACAAUUGCAGGAUCCUUAUAGCAUAUAUAGUAACACUCCAGCAUGGAGGUGACAAUAUUUUUCAAGUGAAUUUGUCUUUUUGGGAAGGAGUGAGAGAGGCUAAGAAACCUGACUCACCCACAAAUGUUAUGUUUUCUACAUUUGCAGGCUGGCAUAUAUUUCUGUCUUGUUCAUUUUUUAACCUAACCAAUUCUAUGAUGCUUUCAGAUUUUAAAUCAAGUGAGCUUGGACACAACAUUUUAGCCUUUCUUUUUCUUCUAUGCCCCCCCCCAUACACACACACUAGAACAUAGAAGGGCGGCUGUAAAAUGGUGUUCAAUGUUUUUCGUUCAGCAUGCUAAGGAAAAAAAAAGAUCUGGGAAGCAGCAUCUCUGCUGGACUGGACUAUAGCCGUGUUCCCAUAGCUGAGUAAUAUGAGACAGUGUCCAGGAAAUGGCAAUAUUAUGCUUCCCAGUGUUGGAAAGGCUUGCUUUUUUUGUUUUCCUCCCCAUCUGUCUUCUAUACAUCUCCUAGUUUUUAUGUUCUUUGUGAUACAGUAUUUCAAGCACAUACCUGUGCAUACACACACACACACAAACACAUUAAAUUCCCCAGGCUCAAAAGCAUACUUGAGUGUGCGAAUGAACGUGAUGUUUUUGUGCGGUAAGAUCUGCCAGGAAUCCAUGCCAUUCUGUUCUUUCCGAUCCUAAAAAAAACCCUUGUGCUAAUGGAAUACAAUUACAGGUUUUAGAAUAUGUAGGAAGUGUCCUUGUGCCCUGCAACAGGCCUUGCGGACUGUUAGGUUGCAAACCUGCAAAGCCUUAGCUUACAGGAACAUAGGAAAGGUCUAGCAGCAUGUAAGCCGUGAAGAGAAUGGCCAGGAAGCUGACUAAAUUAAAAUGCAAAGAUAUGAGCCAGAUGCCAAACGCAUGGUAUCCUACCAUGGUUCUGACCCAUUUCCACUCCAGGGCCAGUGCAACAAUGAAGCUGCCGCCACCACACACCCCUUACCUGUCCGCAACAUCAUGUGCCCUCUGAUGCCCCCUUCCCCACCGUGGGCCAUAAGGACAGGAAUGGUGGGACUGGCUUCACCCACAUGGCUAGGCACCCCUUACCAAUGUCACUGGCUGCAACCGGACCUUCAGAGGGAGCAUGGCAGUGCUAAGGAGGCAGGAAACUCCACUACAAACAGCUGGUCUUUUUAGAUGGCACCAAGGUCCAUUUGGCCCAGGGUUGAACUGGGAUUGGAAUCUGGCUGAUUCUGGCUCGAAGCUGUUGGCCAGUGUUAUCCAUACAGAAUUAUGCCAAGCCAUGGGGAACACGGGCCUUUUGCCCCAUGCAUUCAGCCCCUAGAAGCUCCUGUUUGAUAGACUUUCCCAAGCGCUGCUUCUUGUUUACAAACAGUCACCCACACACCCAACAUGCUGAGGUGACACAUGGAACUGGAAGGAAUUUCAAAGAUGACCCUUAUCCUCCCAUGCCAGUCCUGCCUCUGGCCAAGCGCCCAAAUUAUGCCCAGUAUUCCCUUUCAAGUUACGGUUGAAAUGCAGUAUUGGGAAAAUUCAGGCCACCGUAGAAAACAGAUCGUAAUGCUUUUUUCUUAUACUGGGAUAACCUAUAUAGAAGGAUUCAAAGAUAUAGCUAUUUGGUUUGCAGAGAGAUCUUGCAGCACCUUUGAGACUCACUGAAAAAAAGAAGUUGGCAUCAUGCGCUUUCAUAGACUUCAGUCGACUUCUUCAGAUGCGAAAGCUCAUGCUGCCAACUUCUUUAUUUCAGUGAGUCUGAAAGGUGCUACAAGAUAUCUCUACCUACUGUAUGGAAGGAGAGUGUUUAUUUCUAGCCCAGGCAAAGUUGGCGUUUCUUCUAGCGGUCUUUCCCCUUCUCAUCUCCGCCGCCACCAGUCUUUUUCUGUCUCACUGGGUAUUCUUCCUCCCUCCAAACUCCUUCAGCCUAUUUCUCUCCUCACUCUCCAUCAUACAUACCAGGCAAUAGGAAUAUUUGAAUGGUUUAACGUUCCACCGGAUAGAGGGAAGCAGUGUGUGUGUGUGUGUGUGUGUGUGUGUGUGUGUGUGUGUGUGUGUAACAGUGGUUCUCAAUCUUUGGCAUGCCAGAUGUUUUAGUCUUCAGCUUCCAGUAGCCACAACCAGCACGACCAAUGAUCAGGGAUACUGGGAGCUGAAGUACAAAAUGUUGACAAGUCAAAGGUUGAGAAACCCUGGUGUAAAAGCCGUGGAGGAAAAAUAUCUCAUAGGCCUGCCUCCAGCCUUGUCCCUAAGGAAGAUCAGGGGGGUGCCUAGUGUCCAAAGAUACUGUAGUAACCUGCAGUCAGGUUUUAAUUCACUAAAAUUAAUUAAUCCAUUGGAGAAAAUGAACUCCAAAAUGCAUACCCACAGGAUCCCAUUAGCAUCCAAGCCAAGUUGGUAGCUGGACCUUGGAUCCAUGCUGGACAGGUACACAUGCACUUACGCAUAUGUACAUGGUAUCUUUUAUUAGUACAGGUCAAGUAUCCCUUAUCCGGAAUACUCCAGAAUCCAAAAUUAUCCACCUGGAGGGCUGAGAUAGUGAGACCAUUGCUUUCUGAUAGUUCAGUGUACGCAAACUUUGUUUCAUGCACAAAAUUAUUUUUAAAAUGCAGUCUACAAAAUUACCUUCAGGCUCUGUGUAUAAUGGGUCUAUGAAAUGUAAAUGGAUUUUGUGUUUAGAAUUGGGUCCCAUCUCCAAGACAUCUGAUUAUGUAUCUGCAAGUAUUCCAAAAUCGGGGGGAGGGGGGAUCCCAAACACUUUGGGCCCCAAGCGUUUCAGAUAAGGGAUAUUCUACCCGUCUAGAUGAGGGCACAGAUCAGGACUGAGAGCUUCUUGAACUCUGUACUCAUGGCAAAAAUAAAUGCUUGUGCUUCACUGUAUACAUUGGGGUAAACACACCCUUCUGUACACUUAGAUUAUCUCCAUGUAGGGAACACAUUAUGUAUGAUAGGCCCAGUAUCCUUUGUUUUUCAGCCAAUAUCGGCCUGACCUUCAGAAAACUUCCCUGGUUCAAACGGUGCGUGCGCAAAGACCAAUACAUUGCAGCCAUAACAUUAGGAAGUCCUGGCCACAGCAGAACUAUUUGCAGAGAUCAGGUAGGAGUUGCUCACAGUUGUCAAUAGGGUUAUUUUACUUUUCGACCACCUUAAAUUGGUACAGCUUUCCACCGCCAAACACAUUCACACCCUGCAACAAAAUCUCUGGCCACUGUUUGAAAUUUGAGAUUGCAUAUACAUUCCACUAAGGGGAUUUAGAUAUAACCCUUUUUCCCCUUCCCAAAAAGGUUGUUCCCAUAUUACCAGGUAGUGUACAUUCUCCAUAUGUGGAUGUGUGGAUGUGCCUAUAUAUAUGUACAUGUAUGUAUAUAUAGACACAUACACACAGAGAGUUGGAUUCUGUGUAUACGUAUUAUUCCAUUUGCGUGUGCAUGUAUAAGUGGUACAUACACACACUUUAUUUUGUGCCUGAAUCAGUGGCCUGGCACAUAUCCAUGUGCAUGCUUGCAUACACAAACCAGCUCUUGGUAACCUAACUCACUAAGAUUCAACCAAACGCUGACAAGCAUCGUCUCCGUUGACUGUUACCUCUUUGUAAGAUCAGCGCCAAGCACUGUGUGUUAGCUUCGAAAGAAAGCCAUUCUUCAUACACAAUUUGUCUGCAUCAUUUGUGUAGGGUUAUGUGACAUAUAGUUCUCUAUUGUGCUACCUGCUACGAUUUUUUUAUUAUUAUUAACUGUGCAAUCGAGAAAAAAAAGGAAGUUAUGUUAAACUAUUAAAGUCUGAAGUGUUACCAACUUUGUAAUUUGUACACACACACACACAAAGAUUGAAAGGACAGUUUUAUUGUUUGAACUGUACAAGUUGGGUGGGGCGGGAAAAGAAAUCUCUAUCUUUUGUACAACCAAAUUGUGCAUAGCUGUUUCAAAGCAAGUUGUAUGAUAGAAUGGACUGUACAUAGAAACUGCUGAGUUGUAAAUAUUUAUGCAGCUUGCGCGAAAAGGUUGGGUUGUGUUUUUUUUUUCCUUCUACUGAAAGUGACGUUUUGUUCACCGUUGUUGUGUUUGUUUGGUUUAUUUUCUUGUUCUACAUGCCCACUAAGCAAGCGUUGUGGGCUUGCCUUCUUGUUUAAAUAAAAAAAGGGGGGGAGGGAGCUUGUUGCCAGCAAAACCA
Messenger RNA from Sceloporus undulatus (fence lizard), 13870 nucleotides. It is a transcript of the gene NCOR2, whose product is annotated as nuclear receptor corepressor 2. The record is from RefSeq and is a predicted model, not a curated record. The transcript is spliced from 47 exons. Lineage: Eukaryota; Metazoa; Chordata; Lepidosauria; Squamata; Phrynosomatidae. Bases 800 to 8377 code for a protein of 2525 amino acids. Gene Ontology annotation, biological process: negative regulation of transcription by RNA polymerase II. Gene Ontology annotation, molecular function: transcription corepressor activity.